UUGCCAACAAAUCGCGAACGGGUCAGGACGAGCCCAGCUACGAGCAUCGAGUCAAACGGCACGCGUUUCAUUCUCGGUUAUUUGUGUUCCGAAUAUAUACCCAUGUAGUUUUUCCCCAUGUUGGCUAACAUGCCUGGCCUGAAGGAGCAGCCCCAGCCGAUGCUUAGACCCAUUAGCCAGCUAUCACACCAUGUUCUGGACGGCGGUAGCCUCCUCCACACUCUCCUCCAACAGCGCCGAGAGCUCGGCGGGAUUGGCCAGUGCGGCGCCCAGCUACCAGCAGCAGCACACGAAGCCAUCGCCGCUGCGAGCCUCCACCAGCAGCUGGCAGCUUAGCAAUGCAGCGUUCAAGUCGCGUCUGCAACAGCAACAGCUACUGCAGCAGCACCAGCAACAGAUACAGCAGCAGCAGCAGCAGCAGCAGCACGAGCAGCAGCAACAGGAGCACCAGCAACAGGAGCUGCAGCAACAGCAGCAGCAGCAUCUGCAGCAGCAACACGAAAACGCAUCCCAACAGGAAGUGCAACCGAACAGGGAGGACAGACGGGCGGUGGGGCAAAAGGCCAAGCUUCAGACAGCGAACAUCAAAAAGAAAAUCAGUCCCAAGAGUGAGAGUAAAAUAUUCAAGGCUUUCACCUCCUGCAAGUGCGCCCAAAAGUAGUAGUAGGAGUGGGAUCACGUGCAAAUGUACAAGUGACAAAACAAUAACAAUCGAACAACAAAUCGAAACUGAUAUCACAUAUUUUUUGAUGCAUUUUCAAGGUAGAAAACAUUGAAACAUUGAGCAAAUACAAACCAAA
This is a messenger RNA of Drosophila erecta, 800 nucleotides long. RefSeq names its product ataxin-8. The record is from RefSeq and is a predicted model, not a curated record. Bases 191 to 661 code for a protein of 156 amino acids. The transcript has a single exon. Lineage: Eukaryota; Metazoa; Arthropoda; Insecta; Diptera; Drosophilidae.